This is a messenger RNA of Wasmannia auropunctata (little fire ant), 4120 nucleotides long. RefSeq names its product ras-related protein Rap-2a (gene Rap2l). Gene Ontology annotation, molecular function: GTP binding; GTPase activity; GDP binding. The transcript has a single exon. Lineage: Eukaryota; Metazoa; Arthropoda; Insecta; Hymenoptera; Formicidae. The coding region runs from base 636 to 1181 and encodes 181 amino acids. Gene Ontology annotation, biological process: Rap protein signal transduction; negative regulation of cell migration. The record is from RefSeq and is a predicted model, not a curated record. Gene Ontology annotation, cellular component: plasma membrane.
GCGAGGAGCGAGCAGCAGCGAGCAGGCACGGCACGGACGACGAGGAGUCUGUGUCUUCGUAUACGUGCCUGCGUAUAGAACGUGCGGAGAGGCUGCCCCUGUGUCGUCAUGUCCUGGCGUAGCCACCGCGUAGUCGCCGUGAUAUCGAGGCAGCCUAGCUACGAGGCGGCGCAGGUCGAUUCUCGUUUCGCGUGAUCCGCUUCUCUCUCUCUCUCUCUCUCCCUCGUCCGUCAGUCAGACCACGGCCGUUUCGUCGAUGCCUUUGUUCGCCGCGGCCGGGAAGAGGUGGACGGGCGCGGAUUGUCGUCGCGACGAGGCGAAGACGAGGACGAGGGCGAAGAGGUGCCUCGUGCCCUCAGCCUAGCUGACAGCCCCCCAGUGGAAGUGUGAAGUGUACUCGCGAGAGAAGGUGCGAUAAUCUUGCUCCUCCGUCUACCUGUCUUUCUCUCUCGCUCUCUCUCUCUCCGUUCCUCUACUCCUGUCUCUUUCUCUCUCGCUCUCCUCUCUACUGCUCACUGUCUCUCUUUGAGUGAAACGGCGCUCCACACCCCGGCGCGGUCCUGGACACGUCUAGGAGGUGGUGGCGACGUCGUAGAAGGAGGCGCAGAGGAGCCGACGGUGACGACGACGGCGAGAUGCGCGAGUUCAAGGUGGUGGUUCUCGGCUCGGGCGGGGUGGGCAAGAGCGCGCUCACCGUCCAAUUCGUAUCCGGUUGCUUCAUGGAGAAGUACGACCCGACGAUCGAGGAUUUCUACCGCAAGGAGAUCGAGGUGGACAACUCGCCGUGCGUGCUCGAGAUCCUCGACACCGCCGGCACCGAGCAGUUCGCGUCGAUGCGCGAUCUCUACAUCAAGAACGGCCAGGGCUUCGUCGUGGUGUACAGCCUGACGAAUCACCAAACCUUCCAGGACAUCAAGGCGAUGAAGGAGCUCAUCACGCGCGUCAAGGGUACGGAACGUGUGCCGGUGCUGCUCGUGGCGAACAAGCUCGAUCUGGAGCAUCAGCGGGAGGUCGGCACCGAGGAGGGCCACCAGCUCGCGCAACUCUGGGGCUGUCCCUUCGUCGAGGCGAGCGCCAAGAACCGCACCAACGUCAACGAGAUGUUCGCCGAGAUUGUGCGCGAGAUGAACUUCAGUCCUGAGAAGGAGAAGAAGACCUACUGCUGUUGCAGCGUCCUCUAAUACUUAAUCAAAAUCCACGUUCGCCCGGAUUACCUAUCCGCGGACCGGACUAAGGUGAUGGAGGUAUACAGUGUGUACAGUGCUUCGGGGAAAGGACUCGCCGAUAUUAAUACGUCGGCGUGUUUCUUCGCCGUCCUGCUAGGAGGAUUCUUUUCAUGGCUCUUACUCGGCCUGCUGAGGAACGUGCUAAGGGAAGAUACAGUGUACAGUGGCUUUCGGGCAGAGCUCUCGUCAGCGUGUCGUUUCGUCGUCCUGGAAGAUCUCCCCUCGAGGAACCGUCUUUUGGAAGUCCUUUCGAUCUUGGGAUGCGCCGUGCAUCUGUCAAGGCUAACUUAUAUCGCUAUUCGGACGCUGCACGAAUUUUCCAAAAUGGGAACUAUAGUUCUCCUCUUUUUUAACUCUCGGAAGACCGUCCAGCGAGCGACGGCCGUUAAACACAUAUUUUAUUAUACGCGGAUAGUAUUAUGUAUGUAAUAUUAUUGUAAUAUAUAUACAUAUAUAUAUAUAAAUAAUAUAGAUAGGCUUUAAGAGCGAGCAAAAGGUAGCUUUUCCUCGGCAAAAGGACCAAUACUCCGCUCGCGAAGAAAGGAGAAGGUGUUUGUAAAACCGUAAAACCAAACUCGAUAUCGGCUUUCUGCUCAAUUUCAGACAGAACCGUCGCACGUAAGUUCGCAUUCUCGUCCACAAAUCGAGACUAGGUGCUGCGCAGGAAAGAAAAAGAGGUGUUCGCAGACUUUGAAGGAAUCACUGUGAUGGUCGUUCUAGCAUGGUGAUAGAUUCAGGCGAUAAAGAGCUAAACUAAAUGUUUUAAAUGAGUGAGGUUUAAUCCCGUACGUCGCAUAAUUUGUAUGCAGUCGUGUGCACGAAGGCUACGCAAAUCAAAUCCAUCUGAUUCGAUGAAGGUGGUUAGGUUUUGAGGGUAUUCUUCUCUGUGCAAUUGUUCUGUGUUAAUUUAAGCUAAGGAGGCUGAUUAGCGAGAUAUUGUCUAAACAUUUUUGUACGAGACACGUUAGGGACAUUUAUAACGCAGGAUGCUUCACUUGAUUUGAUCAUUUGAAAUGUCUUUGUUGUUUUUUAAGAAUAUAGAAAAAUGUUUCAAAAACAGGAUAUUCAAUUUGGGGUUCAUUUUAUAAUAAUAAUUGUCCCCUCGAAUCGAGCGAUCUGUUUCUGAAACACACCUCGAUAUGUUUCGAGAUAUUUCAAAUGGUCAAGCCAUCCUGCAUGCCGGUUGUACAGUCUUAACAUGAAACUAUUUUACUGUGCGUAAAGGGAAGGGCACUGAGAAUGAAGUUUUGUACGCGACACCUCAAGUGGUUAAACGGAUAACCCAGCUGUUGUGAGAUUUCUUGUGAUCCAUUGUGUAGCAAAUACUAAUGUCUUACAUUCGUUUCGCUUUAAUGUCUGUUCCAAGAUGUUUGAUACAGCGCAAUACAGCGUAUUUGCAAAUUCCGAUGCGCAAGAAGAAGUGAGCAAACUCAAUAUCGCGAUGAUUACAAAAUCGGAUUUUAAUAAACUUAAGGGCCGAAGCUAAAAAGACUUGCCUCUAGUUUGUUGAAAUCUAACAUUGCAGAUAAUACUAUACUGUUCGAUGAAACGGAGAAAAUUAGGAGAAACGUUUUCGUAAAGAGCUAGCUAACGUAAUAAUGUCAAUCUAAACUCGUAAUUUGUAAGCUUUGUACGGUAAAAAAAAAAUUUGUCUACAUAGGCCGCAAGACUGCACAUUCGAUCACCAUGGGAUUGAUGACGGUUUUUUUUUUCUUAACGAGUGAUCUUAUAUACACCAAUGACAGAGCACAAUAGUAGAAUUAGAGAUCUCCGGAGAGUGCGCCGGUUUCGCAUUGAUCCCUUCAACUGCAAGAAUCACGUAUGUGCUAUUAUUCAUCGCUCACAAGCGACGACACCGAUGUGAAAAGUAUCGUAAUAGCAAGACUGCAACUUUUUUUCAAAGAUAUUUUUUUUAUCCUUGAGGCCUCGUGAGAAGUCACAGGAUUCGAAUGAAACUUCGCUAAGAAUUUUUCGCAAUAUCCCGUAAAAAAAAAAAAUGUUUGAAAGGAAAUAACUGAAUAUUCAAAAAUGCAGUUACAAUACUUUUCGUUGUUGGCAAUGCUUCCGAAGAGAAGAAAUCCGUAGAAUCUCGCAGUCCGAAAAACUGUCAUUUCCGAAUGUAAAAAGAAAAUCGAUGGAUGUAAAAGGAGCUAGAGAGCUACGGUUUCUCUUUCUCCUAAGAUCGAUCAAUUUUAAAAUUGUGAAAAAAAUUACACAUCUAUUUUAGAAAUGUAGAAUUACUGUUUAUUGAAAUCGUGGAGAAAUUCUAAAGAUAUAUGAUAUGUAUCUUUAUAGAGCAUAUUUUAUAGAUUAUUUCACAAUUAUUUUUCGUUACAUACUUAGACAUAAGUAUGCUGUUUAUUUCCACUCUUUAUGUUGCGCGAUUUCGAUAGACAGUGAUAUAUUGCUUGUACAUUUUCGAUAAUGUAUAAGUUCUAGAAAUUUCUUCCACAUCUGAAGUUCGUUUAUAUAACAAAAGUUUCAACUUUGAUUAUAAUAAAUGAUCUUUUAAGCUUUCGGUUAAUUUCGUGAAUAAUCGUAGAGCAAUAAAAAUAAUGUGUAAUUUUUCUCGUGUGAACAAAAUUCGAUGUUGAAUACCACUUCUCGACGAGCGUAGCGUAACAACGUCAAUGUUAUACAUUAUUGCGGGAAUUAAAAGUUAAAAAAAAAGAAAUAAAAAAAAGAUGAGAAUGAACUGAUGUACAGUAUUUCUACGAUUGGUAGUUAGCUCGUUCUUAGGUAUUGGGGAAAAGAUAAUCGUUCAUAUACUUCGAAUGCGCGUGUAAUUUUUAAAUAACGCAAAGAAAUCCUUUCGGUGCAUUUUUUUCGAACGGUGCUCUCUGUAGUUUAUUCCGGGCCCUGGUGAAGUUAGAGGGGGAGGAAAAAAAAAUAAA